AUGCCGCCCCCCUCCCUCCCCAAACGGCGCCCUAAGCGCCCCAGGGUCUUCCGCAGGAGCGCGGCGGCUUCCCUACUUGGGAUUCCGCACCUGCGGGAGACCCUGGCGUCAUUGCGCCAACCCGCGCGUGACGCAGUGCGUCCCUCCCCCCCCUCCACGCCGGGAGCAGGGGAGACGUACUUCGACGCGCCCCUCGCCCCCGCGGGCGAGGGCCCCCCGUCACCGGGGCCUCGGCGGACGCCCCCGCUCUCCAUGCCGGAGCUGGGGCCGCCGCCGCCGCGCCGGACAGCGCCGCCGCUGCACUUAGCAGCAGCAGCCCCGCUGCCGCAGCGCCCCUCUCGCGCGAGCCGCUCCCCGGCCCGCUCGACGUCCCCGCCGCCGGCCAAGGUGCUCGCCGCCCAGUCCCCGUCUUCGGGAGAGGGCAGGCAUGCACUUCGACUGCCGGUGCGCGGAGCCCUAUCUCCCCCCCCGUUCCGAGGAGGGUUGAGACAGGUCGCGCCCACGCCGGCGCCACGCCAGUCGCCGGAGGCGAUGGAUACGCAGCCGUCGUACGCGGCUGUGGCCUCGACACCUCCCGCGACUUCUCCACGGCUAAUACCGCAGCGGGACGUACAUUCCCCGCUCCAGGCCAAGCCCGCGUCCCGCUCCGCCGAAGCGAGAGCGUUACCCCCCUUUGGUGGUGGAGGUACUCCCGGACUGGGCUCGGCACUUCCGAGCCCUCCGGGAGAAGCUCGGACACCCCCCUAA
Messenger RNA from Pectinophora gossypiella (pink bollworm), 747 nucleotides. RefSeq lists its product as uncharacterized. The record is from RefSeq and is a predicted model, not a curated record. The transcript has a single exon. NCBI's taxonomy places the organism in Eukaryota, Metazoa, Arthropoda, Insecta, Lepidoptera, Gelechiidae. The coding region runs from base 1 to 747 and encodes 248 amino acids.